Messenger RNA from Batrachochytrium dendrobatidis JAM81, 1083 nucleotides. RefSeq lists its product as uncharacterized. NCBI's taxonomy places the organism in Eukaryota, Fungi, Chytridiomycota, Chytridiomycetes, Rhizophydiales. The record is from RefSeq and is a predicted model, not a curated record. Gene Ontology annotation, molecular function: mannose-1-phosphate guanylyltransferase (GTP) activity; GTP binding. The coding region runs from base 1 to 1083 and encodes 360 amino acids. Gene Ontology annotation, biological process: GDP-mannose biosynthetic process. The transcript has 5 exons. Gene Ontology annotation, cellular component: cytoplasm.
AUGAAAGCACUCAUUCUUGUAGGAGGUUUUGGAACUCGUCUACGUCCUUUGACGUUGACUCUUCCCAAACCAUUGGUCGAGUUUGCUAACCGACCCAUGAUCUUGCACCAAAUCGAGGCUUUAGUCAAGGCUGGCGUGACCGACAUUGUUCUGGCAGUCAAUUAUCGUCCAGAAGUUAUGGCCAACUUUAUUGCCACGUACGAAGCUCAACUUGGUGUUCAUAUCACCUUUUCUGUCGAGACUGAGCCUCUUGGUACUGCUGGUCCCUUGGCACUUGCUAGCGAUGUUCUUGGCAAAAACGACGACCCCUUUUUUGUGCUCAAUUCUGAUGUUAUCUGUGAUUUUCCGUUUGAGGAGAUGGCUGCGUUUCACAAGUCUCAUGGCAACGAAGGUACUCUUUUGGUGACUCGUGUCGAAGAACCAUCUAAAUAUGGUGUGGUGAUCAACAAGCCCAACUCUACCAAGAUUGACCGGUUUGUUGAAAAACCACAAACUUUUGUAUCCAACAAGAUCAAUGCUGGUCUCUAUAUAUUCAACACUAGCAUUCUGAAGCGCAUCAAGCCAGAGCCAACAUCGAUUGAAAAAGAGAUUUUCCCACUCAUGGCAGAUGCAGGUGAGCUGCAUUAUAUGGAUCUUGCUGGAUUCUGGAUGGAUGUGGGCCAACCCAAGGAUUACUUGAUUGGAAUGAGCCUUUAUUUGGCAUCAUUGAACAAAAAGUCGCCCAGUUCCCUUACCACAGGACCAGGAUAUAUUGGCAACGUACUUAUUGAUCCCACGGCCAUCAUUGGUGAACAUUGUCGCAUUGGUCCCAAUGUAGUGAUUGGUCCAGGAGUAGAAAUUGGAGAUGGAGUGCGACUUAGCCGGACGGUUCUUUUGGAAUCUGUUAGGAUCAAGGAUCAUGCAUGGAUCAAUUCAUCUGUUAUAGGAUGGCGGUCAACCAUUGGUAGAUGGACUCGUGUCGAAGGAAACUCGAUUACUGGUGAAGAUGUCCAAGUUUCUGAUGAAAUCUACUUGAAUGGUGCGUGUAUUCUUCCCCACAAGUCGGUUAGUGCGAAUGUUCCUCAACCCAAGAUCAUUAUGUGA